This is a messenger RNA of Bactrocera dorsalis (oriental fruit fly), 1128 nucleotides long. RefSeq lists its product as uncharacterized. Bases 165 to 992 code for a protein of 275 amino acids. NCBI's taxonomy places the organism in Eukaryota, Metazoa, Arthropoda, Insecta, Diptera, Tephritidae. The transcript is spliced from 4 exons. The record is from RefSeq and is a predicted model, not a curated record.
GGUGAUGAGCCGCCCUCUCCAGUUGAAAACUGUGCUGCGAGCUUUGACGUUGUGCGCGCUGUGUUAUGUUCGAAUAACACGAGGUCGGAAUAACUACAAAAUAUUACGUUAAUAAAGUGUUAAAACUGAAUUUAUUUUCGAAAAUAUUUAUAUGAAUUUUUAAAAUGCAGUUGCAAAUUUUGAUGCAUUUUUUUGUGUUUCAAUUCGGCUUACUUUGCUGUUUCGCCAUAAACCAAUAUCAAAGCUACGAUGAAGUGCCCUCAAGCACGGAUCGAAAUUUCUACACGAAUUCACUAUUGUGCAUGGAUAUUAAGCCUCAACACUCUGUAGAUAUAGGACAGAUCACCGGCAUGUGGUAUGGCAGCGAGAUCAUUAUUCAUACACAGGAUAUACCUGGUAUAUACGAGUAUGACAGUUGCGUAAUAAUUCAUCUAAAUGAUAUAACAGAACAAAUGCGCAAUCAUUAUAAUAAUCAACAGUACACUCAGCAAUAUAAUCAACGACGUACACAAAAUGGACAACAACAACAACAGCAAAUACAAAACGCAAACAACGAACGCAACUCAGCACGUUACCUCCGACUAAUUUGGAGCGAAAGCGAAAAGAACCUGGAGUACAUGUUCAAUUACACGGAAAGAAGUCCAGGUCUAUGGACCAAUAUAGGGGAACAGCGGGGCUCACUAGUGGCGCUCAACUCUUACAAUCAAUUUACAGGUACUGUGCAGGUGGUGAAAGCCGUUAAUGACCAUUUGGUAUUGACAUUUUGCGGCAAUGAUAUGUCCAGUUCCAUAUACACGCUGGUUCUUAGUCGAACGGAAAAGGGUCUAAGUAUAGAGGAGCUGCGUAGUAUUCGAAAUCUGCUGUCGAGACGCGGCUUACACACGGAGACGAUUCGAAAGGUGUGCAGUUCAGCGGCUGCGAGUCCGGCGAUAAUGCAUAUUUCCCUUCUAACACUACUUGGAGUAUUUGCUAUACUUAAAUCCUAUUACUAAUCAUUCAAAUCAUAAUUGAAUUCUAAGUAUUUUCAAAGUUUGAUAUCCCUACCAUUCUUAGCGCCUAAAUUCAUGCAAUAAUCUCUAUACUUGUACAGCUAAUUGUUUUGAAAUACAUUUCCUAAAACCCAUCAAA